Molecule: messenger RNA, 330 nt
Organism: Macrosiphum euphorbiae (potato aphid)
Lineage: Eukaryota; Metazoa; Arthropoda; Insecta; Hemiptera; Aphididae
Source: the annotation of a GenBank genome assembly
AUGGCAGGAAGUGGUUUAAAGGAAAUUUUUAGUACGAUUUAUGCACCGAUAACUGCAGACAAAAUGCUUACUGGUCAUGCAUACUCCAGAGCUGUAAGAGGACAUACGUUGGUCUAUUUGGCGUUAUCAAAUAUUAUUUUACAGUCAUUUACAAUCAGUGAUGAAAUGAAAAAACAAUUAAACGAUUUAUUUUUAAAUUCCAAUCAUAAUCCAAUUGAAUUUGACCAGAUCUAUAAUGAAAAUGUAAUAAUACAAUUAAUUAAACAAUUUAAAAAUCAAUUAGAUGUAUUAAAAAAGAAUGGCGCUACUUCUAAACUUUGGUUGCAAUAA